AUGUCUUCGCCAGACAAAGGUAAAAUUACAAACUAUUUUACAAAAGUGAAAUCACCAAGCGACAUCAGCAGCAACGAAAAUAAUAAUAAUAAAAAUAAUAAUAGCAAUAAUAAUAAUAAUAACAACAAUAGUAAUAAAAGAAAACAAAUUGAAAGAACAGAUACAAUUGUAAAUAAUACUCAAUUGGAUUAUAUAUCGAAAGAGAUUGAAUCAAAUAAGAAUAAUAAACCAAAAAUAGUUCAAAAUGAUGAAAUUGAACAAACUCAAUUGAUUGAUGAUAAUUUACCAAAUCAAAAUGAAGUAAAGAGAUCAAAAAGUAGUAAUACGACAACGACGACAACAACAACUUCAACAUCAAAUAUAAAUAAUAAUUCAAAUUCAAAUUCAAAUAUAGAUAAUAAAAUGGAAGAUAUUGAUGAUUUUUUAUUAGAAGAACAACAGAGUAAUACUAUAUUUUUAAUACCAUUAGAGGGUGAGAAAUAUGUUGAUGUUUGGAAUUCAGAUUAUGUAAAGUUACCAUGUUCAAAGAAUAAUGUUUAUAAAGCUACUGUUAAAACCACAAGUAGACAAUCGAGUGGUUUAACACAAACUACACUCGAUGGUGGUUAUGCGAUUGAAGAUGAAAUAAAAACAGUUACAGAGGUUAGAUAUUUAAGUAAAUGGUAUUUAAUUAAUACGAUUUUAUCAAAUCCAAUCAAAAACUCUGAAGCAUUUGAAGAGGCAGUUAAAUCAUACAAUCAAAGAAGUAAUUGGGAUUUCCAAGGAUUACAUGAUUUCUUUGAAACUGAAUUUACAGAGAGUGAAACCAAUGAAUUUUUUAGCCAAACAUUACCAAAGAUUAUAAAACUUGCAUUACAAUUACCAUUUUUAUGUGCACGUCCAAUACCAUUAUUAAAGAGUUCAGUGGAUCGUGAAAUCAUUUUAUCACAAAAACAAGUUUCAUCCUUAUUGGCUAAUGCUUUCCUUUGUACUUUUCCACGUCAAGGUAAUAUAACUUCAAAUAAUAAUAACAAUAAUAAUAAUCAUUAUCGUAGAGGUGGAAAUCAAGAUAAAUUCCCAUCAAUUAAUUUCCAUUCAUUAUUUUCUGGUAAAAUGAUUCCAAGUAGAGCAGCGAAAUUAAAAUGUAUAUUUCAUUAUUUUAAAUGUGUAACCGAAAAAACACCAACUGGUACAAUAUCAUUUCAUAGACAAGUUUUCGAUGAGAGUGAAAUACCCGAUUGGGAGAGAUCAACUGCAACAUUAAGAGAUUUAACUUGUUUUACAGAGGGCACAAUCGAGGAUAAUGGCAUUGGUAUGUUACAAGCUGAUUUCGCAAAUAAAUCAUUGGGUGGUGGUGUUUUAGGUUAUGGUUGUGUUCAAGAGGAGAUUAGAUUCGUCAUUAAUCCAGAGUUGUUAGUAUCUUGUUUAUUCACAUCAAUCCUACAAGAGAAUGAAACUGUUAUCAUCACUGGAAGUCAACGUUUUAGUAAAUACACAGGUUAUGGUGAUAGUUUCCAAUGGAAUGGUCCAUACAUUGACAAAACACCAUAUGAUCAAAUGGGUAGACGUUUAACAAGUAUCGUAGCUAUGGAUGCCAUAAAGUUACCACAUGGUGGUAAUAGUUUUCAACAAUUUUCACCUUCUGCUGUGGAAAGGGAAUUAAAUAAAUCAUUAUGUGGUUUCUUUGAUAGAGUCUCCCUAACCAUUCCACCACCUGUUGCAACUGGUAAUUGGGGUUGUGGUGUUUUUGGUGGUGAUAAACAUUUGAAAUCAAUCAUUCAAUUAAUGUCUGGUUCUCAAGCUGGUCGUGAUUUAGUUUACUUUUCAUUUGGUGAUCAAGAAUUUACUGAUGAAUUAACUCAAAUGAUUAGUUUUCUUCAUUUAAAAAAAGUUACUGUUGGUGGCCUCUAUAAAGCACUUUGGGAAUAUUAUAAAUUAAUUUCACAUACAAAAUCAAACUUUAAAUUAUUUUCUUAUUUAGAUGCUCAUUUUUCAUAA
Molecule: messenger RNA, 1977 nt
Organism: Dictyostelium discoideum AX4
Lineage: Eukaryota; Evosea; Eumycetozoa; Dictyosteliales; Dictyosteliaceae
Gene: parG
Product: poly glycohydrolase
Exons: 1
Coding region: 1-1977 (658 amino acids)
Biological process (GO): carbohydrate metabolic process; regulation of DNA repair
Molecular function (GO): poly(ADP-ribose) glycohydrolase activity
Source: RefSeq, a predicted model, not a curated record